Molecule: messenger RNA, 582 nt
Organism: Meloidogyne enterolobii
Lineage: Eukaryota; Metazoa; Nematoda; Chromadorea; Rhabditida; Meloidogynidae
Source: the annotation of a GenBank genome assembly
AUGAUAUUUCCAAUUAUUUUUUAUUUAAUUUCUGAAAUAUUCCUUUAUUCUUCAUGUUCAACUUCUUUAAAUAUUCCCCAUCUGCUUUCAAUUAAUAAUAAUUUUAAAAAUAAUUUUGAGGGAGAAGGGGGGAUAAAUAAAAAUAAAAAAAUUAUUUUUAAUAAUAAAAAAAAUAAUUUUAAAACCAAUAAAAAUCUUAAAAAUUUAAAUUUGGCAGCAAAAAUUGGGGUAAUUGAAGGGGGAAAAAUUAUUAUGGGGGAAGGAGGAAAGGAAAAAAAAUUUUUGGGAGGAAAGAAAAUUUUGUUUGAAAAUUUGUUAAUUAAAAAUAUGCAUGAAAGGAUGAACAAUGAUGAGAUUUUAAAUAAAAAUUUGAGUGAAGGUGAAAGUCUAAUUUUGACUAAAUUUGAAAUUGAGAAUGCUAAAAUGGUGGCUAAAUUAAUUUUUGAAGCAGAAGCCGUUGAGAAGGAAGAUUUAAUUUUGUUGGGAGGGGAAUUAGCUUUUGCUCUGUUUGUUGGUGAACGUUUAAAGAGUGGGGAAAAUUUAAUUAAAAAUUUUGAAAAAAUUAUUGAGGUAAUUUGAAGU